AUGUUCAGCGGACUUACUUCGAGAUCUGCUGCUCCACUCAGAGGCUUGAACCGCGUCCCUAGAUCUCUUCUGCUCGUCUGCCUCCUGUCCGCGCAUCCACCCGCAUCCAACCGACGCUUCCUCUCCAACACCCCUGUCAAGAUGUCCGCACAGCAGAAUGCUCCAGGUUGGAAGACGCAGCCCAACCCGUACCCACAAGCUCGUCGUGAUGACAAGGCUUCGCUGACCUACAAGUCGGCCGCCAAAGGAUCCGUCACCGUCCCCGAACCGUACGUCUGGCUCGAACAGCCACCCUCUCAAUCGCAAGAGACCAAGGACUGGGUGCAUGCUCAGGCCAAACUCACUCAAGACUACCUCGACGGCUGCCAGCCCGAUCUGGAUAUCCUCAAGUCUCGCAUCGAAAAGAACUUUGACUUUGCCCGCUUUUCGUGUCCCUCUCUCAAAGGCGACGGCAAUUACUACUACAGCUUCAACUCGGGUCUGUCGCCGCAAUCCCUUAUCUACCGUGCCAACAAACAGCAGGUCGACGCUAAUGCAGGCAAAAACCAGCGCGACCCCAUCGGCGAUAUCUUUUUCGAUUCGAACCUCCUCAGCGCAGACGGCACCGUCGCCCUCAGCUUUACCACCUUCUCGCACUCGGGCAAGUACAUGGCCUACGGUAUUAGCAAGAGCGGAAGCGACUGGGUCGAGAUCUUUGUGCGCGAGACCGCCAAGCCGUUCAAGCUUGACGAUGCGCACUACAACGCUAAUGGCACGAUCAAGCUCCCCAAGGACGAGCUUGCCAAGUACGUCGAUUCGACGGGAGGCAAGGAUCGUCUGGAGGAUAAACUGGAAAACGUCAAAUUCUCGGGUGCUACGUUUACACACGACGAUAAGGGUCUCUUCUAUCAGACCUACCCUUCUGUGUCCGUGUCCGACAAAGGCACAGAAACGGAUGCUAACAAGGACGCCCAGCUGUGGUACCACCGCAUCGGUACGCCUCAGUCAGAGGACAUCCUCGUCGUCAGCAAGGAUGUCAAGGUGCCUGAAUCCAUGUGGAGCACCAAUGUUGCGCACGACGGCAACUUCCUCAUGCUCUACAAUGGGAAGGAUACCGACACCAAGGAACGCGUGUUUGUGUUGCCCUUGCAGGACCAGGGUCUCUCUGCCUCUGCCAAACAGCUCAAGUGGAUCCCGCUGGCCCUCUCCUUCAAGUACGUACUCAACUACGUCACAAACAAGGGCAACCGCUUCUAUUUCAUGACGAACAAGGAUGCUCCCAACUACCGGCUGGUCUCGGUCGACUUGGACCCUGCCAAGCAAGCGCAGCCGACCGACAACGUCUGGGAGCUCACAGGGCAAGAUGCCGAACUGCGCGAUGUUAUUCCGGAAGAAAAAGAUGCGCUGCUCUCGUCGGUGCAGGUGAUCGACCACAACAAGCUGCUGGUGGUCUACUCGCGCGACGUCAAGGACGAGCUGUAUCAAUACGAGCUCGAGUCGGGCAAGCAAGUUGAGCGUCUGCUGCCGGAUCUGGUGGGAACGAUUGAGCAGAUUGCAGCGCGUCACGACGACGACCAUGCGUUUGUCAAGUUUGGCUCCUUUGUCAACCCGGGCCAGGUUGUGCGCCUGGACUGGCAAGCCGACUCGCUGCCCAGUGCGACCAAGGCCAAGCAGACGGCUUACUAUGACACGCACGUUGAGGGCAUCAAGGCGAAAGACUUUGUCUCAGAGCAGGUCUUCAUCACGAGCAAGGACGGGACGCGCGUCCCUAUGUUUGUGACACACCCCAAGACGGUGCAGAAGGACGGAAGCGCUCCGGCCAUUCUGUACUUCUAUGGUGGCUUCAACAUCCCGAUCACGCCCGUCUUUUCACCGUCGAUGAUGUCAUGGAUCUCGUCGUACAACGGCGUAUUGGCCUUUGUCAACUGUCGCGGUGGCGGAGAGUAUGGUGACAAAUGGCACGAGGCGGGAACACUGCUCAACAAGCAGAAUGUGUUUGACGACGCGCUGUCUGCGGCCAAGUAUCUGCACGAGAGCGGGUAUGCUGCCAAGGGCAAGAUCAUUCUCUCUGGAGGAUCGAACGGCGGACUCGGGGUAGCAGCGUGCAUCAACCAGCAGCUGCCCGAACACGGUAUCGGAGCGGGUAUUGCCGAUGUGGGCGUGAUGGACAUGCUCAAGUUCCACACGUGGACGAUUGGCAAGGCGUGGUGUGCCGACUACGGAAAUCCCACGGAGGAUCCAGAGAUCUUCGAUUAUGUGUACAAGUAUUCGCCACUGCACAAUGUCGAUGCGAGCAAGGUGUAUCCGACAACGGUGCUGGCGUGCGCUGAUCACGACGACAGGGUGGUGCCAGCACACUCAUUUAAACUGAUGGCCGAGAUGCAGCACAAGCUGGCCAACAACCCGAACCCACUGCUGUUGCGAGUCGAGAUCGAUGCAGGUCACGGAGCGGGCAAGAGCACGCAAAAGAGGAUCCAAGAGGCUGCGGAAAAGUAUGCUAUUGUGGGCAGAGCGCUGGGCCUCAAGGUUCGCGAGGAUGGAAGCAGUCGGUUGUAG
Messenger RNA from Sporisorium graminicola, 2535 nucleotides. RefSeq lists its product as uncharacterized. The transcript has a single exon. Gene Ontology annotation, biological process: proteolysis. Gene Ontology annotation, cellular component: cytosol. NCBI's taxonomy places the organism in Eukaryota, Fungi, Basidiomycota, Ustilaginomycetes, Ustilaginales, Ustilaginaceae. The record is from RefSeq and is a predicted model, not a curated record. Gene Ontology annotation, molecular function: oligopeptidase activity; serine-type endopeptidase activity. The coding region runs from base 1 to 2535 and encodes 844 amino acids.